UUUCACCAAACACACAACACAUAGCCCAUUUCCUUCUUCCAACAGCAUCGGACCACAACACUGUCUGCCCAUUUCUCUGAAGCUCGAUAGAAAUCAUGGCCUCUCUCGUACGCGGAGCCGCAUCUCUAACUCGCAUCACUGCCCCCUCUUCCAAAUCUCCCAUUCAACUCAUCCACCGCCGUGGCCUCGCCGCAGCUGCAGAUCACCAUGGUUCCGCUAAAGUUGCCUGCUGGAAAGACCCAAUGAGUCCUUCUAAAUGGAAGGAAGAGCACUUUGUGAUUGUCUCUUUAACUGGCUGGGGACUGACUUUCUAUGGGGGAUACAAGUUAUUUUCAGGAGGCAAGAAAGAAGAGAAAUUGGUGGAAGCAUCAGUUUGAGGUUUGCAACAUAUUACAACAAUCAUGGUAAUAAUGUGUGGCCGGGACUUUUUUCGGGUUUUUUCAGACUCCGUCUUGUUUGCUAGCUAGCAAACCUUUUGCUUUGUUAUCAUCAAUUAAUCCUUGCAGACAAUGAAUAUUUGGGGGAUGAUUCUUUCCAUAAAAUAACAAUAUGUUACUUUCAAUGUUAUAUUUGCCCAUUUAUGCCAAUUCCUGAAUCCUGAUUUCAACUACGUUUGCAAGCAAUUACUUUUGUUGA
Messenger RNA from Medicago truncatula (barrel medic), 636 nucleotides. RefSeq lists its product as uncharacterized. Lineage: Eukaryota; Viridiplantae; Streptophyta; Magnoliopsida; Fabales; Fabaceae. The coding region runs from base 96 to 377 and encodes 93 amino acids. The transcript has 4 exons. The record is from RefSeq and is a predicted model, not a curated record.